Aspergillus calidoustus is the source of this 1497-nucleotide messenger RNA. The record is from the annotation of a GenBank genome assembly. Lineage: Eukaryota; Fungi; Ascomycota; Eurotiomycetes; Eurotiales; Aspergillaceae.
AUGGUGGAACCUCUGUCAAUUGUUGCGACCGUUGAUUUGUGCAUCAAAUGGGGUGCAAUACUGGUGGAAAAGUGCUCUGCCUUUGCCCACGCCGAGGCCGAGGUCACUGACUCACUACUUCGCAUCAGGAACUGUUGGAUACGAACGAAAUCGCAGCUGCAGCUCGUCCAAAGGCUUGCCGAUACCCUCGAUGACGAUCACCGGAAAAUCCAUUACGAGACGCUUGAGAUGCUCGUGGGGAAACUCCGGACCACCGUCCACCUAAUCGAAUCCAUCUCCAGCGACGAGGGCGUGCGGCGUAUCAAGUAUGCGAGGCUUCAGACCAAGAUUAAAAAGACAAUCGACGACCUCGAGAAUUGGCAGAGACUGUUCGAUCCAUCCUGGUACUUGCUUAUGGUAGCAGCAGCCCCUCAGAUUGACGAUUAUCUGAAAGACUAUGAGCAAACCGCUACGCCUGCUACUCGAGUACCUAUCUCCUCUGCUCGUCGCCUGCGAAGCGUCCGCCACACCAAAACAGUCAAACAGCCUCCUAUAUUCUACAAGGAGAGUGACACGGCGUCUCUCAUAAUCCACGACAUUCCAAUGUCCCCAGCGAGACUCGGACUCCGGGGGGAUCCAUCCAAAACUCUCAUUUUGGACUCACGAAUUUACCCGUCCGACAUGAUAGGCCGCAGUCAAAUUGAGAAAGAUGUGCGUGAUCUGGCAAGGAAGCUGGUUCAAGCAGACCCAUUUGAGUUCGGGCUGCUCCAGUGCAAAGGGGUUGUUAAACACAGCAACGAUGGUUCUUCGAUACCGCCUUCUUUUACCUUCAUCUUCAGAUUACCGCCAGGGUGCAGCCAGCCACGCAGCCUUCGUCACUGCCUAGUCAAUGUCCAGAGACCUGAUUCACUUUCCGAUCGCUUUAGACUGGCCAGUGAGUUAGCAAAGUCGGUUCUCUACGUCCAUACCUUUGGCUUUGUCCACAAGAACAUCCGUCCGGAUACCGUCCUCGUCUUGAAGCGCCGUGAUACUGCACUGGGCUCUGUUUUUCUCGUCGGUUUCGACACGUUCCGAUCAGAGUAUGGGCAUACCGCGCUCAUGGGCAGCACAAAGUGGCAGCGAUCUCUAUAUCAACAUCCCAGCCGCAUCGGCGAUCAUGUAACCCAGAACUAUCUGGUGCAGCACGAUAUAUACAGCCUGGGUGUCUGUCUGCUGGAGCUUGGGCUAUGGGAUUCAUUUGUCGUUUACAAUGAAAACGUUUCAGACGCUACAAGUCCACUGAUUGGAAGUCCUGACCCGCCUGAGUUCAAGGAUCGUCUUCUCGAUCUCACCAGAGGAGAAUUAAAGAGCCGGAUGGGAGAUCUGUACUCCCAGGUUGUCGAAACAUGCCUGACCAGUUUGGAUCCGGGAAACGCUGAUUUUGGAGAUAAGAGCGAAUUUCAGGAUGCGGAUGGGAUCCAAGUGGGUGUUCGGUAUAUUGAAAAGAUCACGAUGCGUCUAAACAGUAUUUCAGUUUGA